GCCAAAAAAAGAACAAGGAGCCAGUAGGAGGGAGGUGAAGAAGAGGAGGAGUAUAGUGAAAUUUUUACGCAGAGGUGCAAGGCUGACAGAUCACUGCUGCCUUUGCUGUCCGCUUGGAUCGCAGCAAGUGAGGAGAUUGGGAUCAACUUCACGGGACGAUGUGUGCUGACAGGAUGGUGAUGACGGACCUGUUGAAAGCGGAGGAGAUCAAGAAAGCUCUUGAUGCCUUUGCAGCAGAGACGUUCAACCCUAAAAAGUUCUUCGACUUGGUGGGAAUGACGGCCAUGUCAGCCGAAAGCGUCAAGCAGGUCUUCCGGGUCCUGGAUGUGGAUGGAAGCGGGUUCAUAGAAGAAGAAGAACUCAAGUUCGUCUUAAAGGGAUUUUCUGAGGAUGGCAGAGACUUGACAGACGACGAGACAAGAGCAUUCCUCAAAGCAGGCGACAAAGAUGGUGAUGGCAAGAUCGGGAUUGACGAGUUUGAAGCGAUGGUGCAUGAGUAGGAGACAGCAGGGCAUCCUUCACCUCCUCUUCAUCCUCCCUGCAUCCAUAGUUUGUACCAGUCACCAUCAAACUCCUCUCAUCUCAUCUCCCCGGGGGGAAGCCUACGCAUGGAGUACGACCGGCCUACCCGCCUCCCUGCCUGCUCGCCCGCUACAACAGGCAGCGUCCCACAGGAGGAACGUUACCGGAUUUUAAUUUAAUGUUACAUUCAGUAUGAAAUCUGUAUGCUGUGUCAGGGUCCACAAUCCUCCUUGAUGAGCGCAUAAAGAUAGCUUGGUGCUAGUGAUGUUGUAUCCCAGCUCGUGCUUUCUUGGGUUCUUUUGUCAUGUUUAUUUAAUGUUUUGUUCAGUCUUCCUACCCUCAUCCACCAUCCACACAACAGUGAAAUGAGAAAAGACUGUAAGAACUGGUAAUAAAAAGUAUGGAGUAA
This is a messenger RNA of Dunckerocampus dactyliophorus (ringed pipefish), 931 nucleotides long. It is a transcript of the gene pvalb7, whose product is annotated as parvalbumin 7. The record is from RefSeq and is a predicted model, not a curated record. NCBI's taxonomy places the organism in Eukaryota, Metazoa, Chordata, Actinopteri, Syngnathiformes, Syngnathidae. Gene Ontology annotation, cellular component: cytoplasm; nucleus. Gene Ontology annotation, molecular function: calcium ion binding. The transcript has 5 exons. The coding region runs from base 159 to 500 and encodes 113 amino acids.